CGUUCCAGCUGGGGCUGAGAAGGCGCUCAAGUUCUAGAUGGGGGGAAGGCCUUGAAAGCGACGUCGGGGGGGGGUUGUUCCGGGGUGGGGGAGGGAUUGUGGGGUCCGGGAGGAGGGUUAGGGUCUUUGAAGGGUGUGCUUCACUUCAUGAAACCGCCCUCUCUGGGACUGAGCUUGGUUGUAAAUAAACCACUCAGUAAGAAGGGUCGUCCCAGUUAGGGCUUUCUGAAAGAGAGGAGGGGGCUGGGAAAGAAGUCUCAAGUUCAGGGGGGAUCUUUAUAGUAAAGAGGGGGUGAUGCCAGCUGGCGACUGGCGUUGGGAAUCUCAAACAGGAAAUGGUCGAGAAGUCUUAGGGACUAGAAUCUUGUCCUGUUUUUAAAAGGUGGGGUGUAUUGGGGCCUCGAGUUAGCACUCUAGAAAAAAAGGGGGAAUCAGUCGGGUUGGUUGGUAGGGAAAACUUAGGGGUGAGAAUCUAUUUAAAAAGAAAAGAGGAUAAUUUGAGCUGAGAUCUGGUUGUCUUUAGCAGUAGGAAGAUUGAUCAGUAGGGCAGUAGAGUGGCCUCAGGAAGGUCUGGAUUUGUGUUGGGGUGAGGCUACACCCACCCACCCCAGGGCCUGUGUUUAGCAACUUCUUAAGAGAAAUGAUGAGCCGAGUGGUUUGAGACUGGUGGCAGUUCUUAGUUGGAUCUGAAGGGGAAUCGUGCAGCCUUGCUGGCAUUUUAAUUGUGGGCGGUUGCUGUCAGUGAGCCCUGGACAAAGACGAGGCUGUCAGAUCUGCCUUGCCUUUUCAAUUAGUUACCUUUCUUUGAGUUCCCAAGGCACGGAGAGGUUUAUACCUGAGUUCCUUGCAGCAGUCUGACUUGCUUAGUGGAAUCAUGGUCCUAGUUUGAUGUGAAUCGAAAGUGGGGGUUGUGUGUUUGUUGUUAUUUCCUACUUGUGAGAGGCUAACCCCCCCCCCCAAAUCCGCAGCCUUUAUCUUUCGAAGCUGCAUUUUAUCCUUCCAGGUGCUGUUUGUGGUGUGAGGUACGAGUGAGAAAGGGUACCGUUAUAGUAACCGAAACGAAGGUUCAGAGGCCCGGUUAAAGGAGUGGUUUUUCCUAGGAAGCGAGGUGGCUCUACAACACCGUCAAUAUGCCUAUGCACCCAAAGUCAGACCCCCGUUACUUUGUCAUGAUCCGGCCUCUGCCCAUCCCCAGCCAGAAAGGCCUCAAGGUCCAAGCUCGAAGCAACACCAUCUACAACUGCUGGGAUGUCACGAGAGAGCAGGUCUUCCGGGAGAACUACCAUCGGAGAAUCAAACAGCUCACGCAACAAGGCUACUUUACUCCCAGCUGGAAGCCCUAUCAAGAUUUUGGGGACCCUCUUUACCUCGAUCCGAGGAAACUCACCCUCUAUGGUCUUGGACAGCUCCCACUGGGAUUCUUCAGAGAGGAUGUUGGCCCCGAAGAAGUGGCAGAACCAGUGGAACCAGUCAGUGCUAAGAAGCCGAAACCAAAGGAACCUGAGAAGAAGCUCCUGCCUUUUAGAAACUUAGAAAAGGACCUGAGGACCCUCCAUAAAGACCUUGCACACACAAGGUAUCUGAUCAACUCGGUGAAGAUCGGGCGGGGCUACUUCCAUAUGCUUCGCAGAGAAACUCUGGAGAGGCAGGAGGCAACCAGGCUGGAAGAGUGGAAGGAGCAGGAAAGGCGGAGGACUGACUGUCAGCCGCCAAAAUACCCAUCAUCCUCGUCCUCCGAGGAAGACUCAGGGGAUGAAGAACUGACUGAUUUCUUUCUAACAGAAUGUCCCUUUCUGAGAGAGACGGAGAAAAAGAAAAAGAAGAAAAUUGUCCGACCUUUCACCCCCGUCUACAACGGCCUGCUGUCGGAAAAGCAUCCCGAUGCCCAUUUCGACUCCAUCUUCCGGCAGCUGUGCGCCCUCAACUGGCUCUUGGAAGCUUUGACUCUGGAUCCCAACAGCAGCAUGAAACCUGUGAUGACAUGCUGGAAUCCCAGGCAGUACGGCGGUGCAAAAAGUUCCUUGAAAGUCAUCGCGAAAGAAAAGACGGUGAAGGCUCGAUGGGAGCACUUUCUCUUGCAAACAAAGAGCAGAAAAUACACCCAGAAAGGACAGUACCGGGGCAGGAGAAUCCCCAAGAGGUCUUCCACCAUGAGCAUCUCCUCUCCCCACAGCAAAACGACCCUGACCAGCACAAGCUCCCUGUCGCCCAUCUACGACGAAGCGGCCCAGCCCCCUUCCGACAGCGCCAAGGAAGGGGAGGAGAUGGAGUCCAUCUUCAGCAAGACAACCAGGGAAGAAGAGGAGCCGAUGUGCUACCAACUGCAGACGCUGCUUCAGAUGAUACACGAAGACGUGGCGAAGAAUUUUAGCAAAGAAAAUAUGUUUUGGAACUUGACACACGGCUGCUCGCACACCAUAUUGUCGAGACGUGAGCUGGAGAGCGAAUUUUCAUUUGGGCAGAAGGGCAAAAGCUCAGUUUCGUCCUCGAAGGAAGAGAAGACCAGCACAGGAGUCGCGAAAGAGGAGACCUCAGGGGAGCAGAGGCCAAAGAGUUCGAUGACAGUGACUGUCCGAGAAGAUAAAACGGUGACAGCGACCUACUCGGACGAAGACACCACUGAGCAGCUCAACAAACCUCAAAGCCUCUUCCUUAAAAGGAAAGAGCAGACUUUCCAGAACAUGAAGGAUAUCUUCCACGAGGUGGCCCACGAGUCUGCUUUCAGGCUGCACGAUCAACUGGACAUCCUAGAGAGGAGGCGAGAAGAGAAGAGCACGAGGAAGUACCUGUGCCUGAGUCGCAUCACCAAGUUCCGAAAAGAUCUCGAGCGGAUGAGGCAGUCGAUGGUGGGGACGGAGCCGGAACAAGACGCUGAGUCCGAGAACUGGUUCUCCACUUUGCUGGCCAGGAUCCCAGAUGACGUCAAGAGAGAUCACCGUACCCAGAAAGUCCUAAAGAAACUGGAGAGGUUUGCGAGGAAUCCGGACUUGCGCAUCCGGCCGCCUACCUUCCUGAAAGUGUUGGGGGAGCUUCGGAUCUGGGAAAUCUGCUCUCCGGACAUCUGCGCAGCUGUGGAGUUCCUGCGUGAAUAUAUUGUGGAGAUGCCCAUGGACGAUUACAAACAAUGGUUACAGUCUCGAGUGACAAUCCCUAAGCGAGCACACAGCGCUCCACCGAUAUGCUGAAAGCCCCCCUCCCCGCAAGGGCCGGGUCGAAAAGACUAAGGACAAAGGCUUCAUUUUUUAUAUAAAAAAAAGAAAUCAGACACGUGCUGAGAAAGAGCUGGAUGAAGCCGACACCUGGAGUGUCUACUUGGAGAACUGUACUCUUGCUCAUACGCCUGGAAUGAUGCGUGGCUAGGGCCCAAGGGCCACACUCUAGAACCCUCUCCAAAGGCUGGAAUUGCUCAUUCUCAGAAAGGUUCAUUUGGAAUUGCAUCACCAUCGCUUGCAGCUGCAGGCUCAAAAUGACAAGGAAGAGAAUUGAACAGCCAAAGCCAUUUUAACUUUUAGAUGUUUAAUUUAAUUUGGGACAGGAGGCAUGGAAUUACGUGCCUGUGGCAACCUGCAGUUUAGUGAAGGGAGCGGAUCCCUUUGCUUGUGGUGAUCAGCUCUCUCUGCUGAAAGGGAGCAGAUCCCUUUGCUUGUGGUGAUCAGCUCUCUCUGCUGAAAGGGAGCAGAUCCCUUUGCUUGUGGUGAUCAGCUCUCUCUGCUGAAAGGGAGCAGAUCCCUUUGCUUGUGGUGAUCAGCUCUCUCUGCUGAAAGGGAGCAGAUCCCUUUGCUUGUGGUGAUCAGCUCUCUCUGCUGAAAGGGGCAGUUCUGAGGCUUCAGACCAAUGCCAGCAUUUGCAAAUGUUUUGUUAUUUCUGGAUGCUUUGAAUUAUUAAAAAAAUUGUUUUAGCAGUAGGCUUCUCAUCCAGUUAGUAGAGCAUUAGACUCUUAAGCUAAGGGUUGUGUGUUUGAGCCCCAUAUUGGGCAAGACGCCUGCAUUACAGGGGGUUGGACUAGAUGACCCUCGUGGUCCCUUUGAACUCUACAAUUCUAUGAUAUACUGAGCUUCCACUUAGGGAUCCAGUAUCUGCAGAUGGGAUUUACUCGUUCAUCAGAUAACACACCUUGUCUCCUACUGCCAUCUUCUGUACAAGAGAGGAUCUUACCGAACAACCUUGCACGUGAUUUUUAAGCAGGGCUGGUGGUAUUUCAAAGGUCAGUGCUCAUGAUCUCACCAACUGACAGAGAGGAAAACGAAAACCUUGCUAAGGCAUUUGCUAAAAAUGAUUUCACUAUCCAGUGAAAGUCCUUAUGAUCCUAGAAGCACAUCACUGGAUUCUAGAAAACCACAAGUAGCUCUUUUUAAUGAAUUACAGCAAACCAUAUCUGUGCCAUGCUGAAGUGCGCAUCUGCAAAUAAUGCUUUAGCACCACAGUUUCGUUUCAAAGCUUUUUAUUAAACUGUCACCCAAACAGCCUAAUUUUCAUCCCCCUUUCCCCUCUAAUUUCUGAGGCUCUUUAAAUUAAGUUUUGAUUUACAGAAUUUGCAGCCCCCUGAGCUACAACAACAGCAAAUCAGCAGUACAUCAAAACAAACUGCUCAACUUCCACAGAACUCUUUAAUUCCACUUACACAGAGUGGGAAUUGCUCCUUUAACACAAAGGUGGGGAGGGAGAUUCACAACAGGACCAACUACCAAUUACCGGUUCACAAUUGAUAGGACUCCUUCACCAUGUAAUUCUGUGUUU
Molecule: messenger RNA, 4737 nt
Organism: Podarcis muralis (Common wall lizard)
Lineage: Eukaryota; Metazoa; Chordata; Lepidosauria; Squamata; Lacertidae
Gene: CCDC60
Product: coiled-coil domain containing 60
Source: RefSeq, a predicted model, not a curated record